Pecten maximus is the source of this 4203-nucleotide messenger RNA. Its product is annotated as solute carrier family 25 member 46-like. The record is from RefSeq and is a predicted model, not a curated record. The transcript is spliced from 10 exons. Gene Ontology annotation, cellular component: mitochondrial outer membrane. Gene Ontology annotation, biological process: mitochondrial fission; mitochondrial membrane fission. NCBI's taxonomy places the organism in Eukaryota, Metazoa, Mollusca, Bivalvia, Pectinida, Pectinidae. The coding region runs from base 116 to 1297 and encodes 393 amino acids.
UUCACGUUAAAACUAAUGAACAUGAUAGUGUUUUAUUACGAACUCACCUGUCAAAACUCGUUCCCCGACAUGCAAUGCCACUGAGAUUGUCGGUUCCUGCUUCGGAGGUAAAAUAAUGAGUGACCGUUCCUUUGUGCAAGAAAGAAACUUAAGACAGUCGUUCAGACACCAAGAAUCGCGGCAAGAUGACGCUUUUUACGAGAGGACCGGACGAUCACACCAGCAACCACAGGAAAAUCGUGGACAAACAGAACAACUCCAGACCUUUGCUGGAUGGGCAAUAGGAAUAUCAAGUAGUGUGUUUGCAGAACACAUCCUGUCCCACCCAUGCAUAGUUCUGCGUCGACAGUGUCAGGUCCAUCACAAUGCCUCCUGGUAUCACCUGACUCCAUUUUCACUGUUCCAUGUCAUUUUGAAUCUGGAGAGAACACAGGGCCUAGGUACUCUAUGGAAAGGUAUAGGAAGUGUGUUUCUAGCCAAGGGAAUCUUCAUGGUCAGUGAAACAGCCAUUAGUGAAGUCACACCCCUUCCUAAAGAAGUAUCAAAACACAGUCCACUUAAAAAACAUUGCCAACACAUGCUACUGAAAGGUCUGUCAUACAUGAUAGCCACACCCUUCCUGGCUGCCAGUCUACUAGAAACUGUUCAGGCUGAUGUGUCCAGUGAAAGGCCUGGAACAUUUGACUGUCUAAAGGAAGGAGUUGCUCGUGUGAUGGGGUGGUGGACUCCACAAACUACACAUCUUCUGCCUGUCUGGAAACUCGUCCUGCCAACAGCCAUCCUGGGCAUCGCAUCUUACACUAUCACGCAGCUGGCCAAAUACACAGUCAUCUCCACCAUUAAGCUGGAGGAACAGGAAUCAAGGGCUAAUUCUUCACCAGUGGAUGGUCACACAGUUGCCAAGAAGAUGUACGAAAAUUUCUUCACAGAAAUGCUUGCUAGCUUUACAGGAAAUGUGCUGGCGGACAUGAUGACGUAUCCAUUGGAGACCGUAGUACACAGAUUAUAUCUACAGGGCACACGGACUAUCAUAGACAAUACAGAUACUGGCAUGGAUGUCAUUCCCAUCAGCACACGUUACAAUGGAGUAAUCGACUGUUUUCGAGAUAUUGUGAUAGAGGAAGGGUUUUCUGGACUUUACAAAGGUUUUGGAGCUGUGAUUUUUCAAUACGUAUUACAUGCAGCUAUCCUACGAACAGCAAAAUUUCUUUUUGAGAAAAUAUCCCAUGAAUUUGGCAGUCCAAGACAUGCACCAAGAGCACAACCUACCACAGUGCCCAAACAGCCUAUUCAGUGAAGAAAUCAAGGAGAUGGUUACUACAAAAAACAGACAUAUUUAAAUAAGUAUUAAAAUGUGGAAAAAAAACUAUAUUCAUUGAUGUAGAGUACUUAUACCUGAACUAUUGGGAGGCUAAGCAACUUAGCUUAAAAUGAUUUAUAUCUAUAUUGACGCAAAACUUUCAGUGUAAUAGAACUAUUGAUUUGUGUUCAGGAAGGAAUUAGGAAUUUGUUAUGUUCAAAUAAAUGUAUUGGCUAUUAAUGUUUUCCAGAUCAAUGUAUUGGCUAUUAGUGUUUUCUAGAUCAAUGUAUUUGCUUUUGAUGUAUUUAAGUAUUUGAAUGUAAGUACUGUAUCAAGAAUUCCAAUUUGAGAUUUCUGGCUGAGGUUUCACAUUACCGUAAGUUGGUAAUAAGUCCAUCUCUCCUUUUGCCAUCAAAAUGCUGAUAAAAAACCUGCCCACUACUGGUUGACACCCUAGGUUAUUUACAGUAUAAACACAGUACACUCACAUUCUUUGAAAACAACUUCCAGCUGAGAACAGGUUCAUUAUGUUAUUUCUAGUCAACCAGUAAUUUCACGUGAUAUACACUGGCCUGAGUUUCAGGUGAUAUAGACUGGCCAGAAUUUACCUGAUAUAGACUGGCCCGAGUUUCACCCGAUAUAGACUGGCCCGAGUUUCACCCGAUAUAGACUGGCCCGAGUUUUACCUGAUAUAGACUGGCCCGAGUUUUACCUGAUAUAGACUGGCCCGAGCUUCACCCGAUAUAGACUGGCCCGAGUUUCACCUGAUAUAGACUGGCCCGAGUUUCAUUAAUAGGUUCAGAGAUUAAUAAUCUGCACAGAAUCCAGGUUAUUAUACAAGCUGACAGUCAUAACCUGGGUAUUAAAAUACUGUAAAUCUUUAAAAUAAGCUGGUCAUGAAAAUAAUGAAAUGAGUCAUGGAUUCAUUGCAUGGAAAGUCUGACUUGAAUGUAAGGUAUUAAAUCAUAAUGCUGUGGUACCAUAUUAAGUAUAUAGUGUAUAGGUCGCGUGUCGAAAUAUUACACUGUAUUAUGAAUUGGUGUUUAACUGACAGUUACAGAACAGCUUUGACCAAUUUUCAUACAAAGUAAAACUAAAUUAACCGAUAAGUCUGUUUUUUAUCAAAUGAACGCAGCAUGCUCUAAUUUCUGACUGAUCAACUUUAUGCCAUAUCAUGUUUGACCAGACACCAAGUCUGUAUUAUCCAGUCUUAAAACACUUUAGCAUCUUCAUCUACCAGAGAUGUUAUGGAAUUUCCUAGCAUCUUCAUCUAUCAGAGAUGUUAUGGAAUUUCCUAGCAUCUUCAUCUAUCAGAGAUGUUAUGGAAUUUCCUAGCAUCUUCAUCUAUCAGAGAUGUUAUGGAAUUUCCCAGCAUCCUCAUCUACCAGAGAUGUUAUGGAAUUUCCCAGCAUCUUCAUCUACCAGAGAUGUUAUUGACUUUCCCAACAUCUUCAUCUACCAGAGAUGUUAUGGAAUUUCCCAGCAUCCUCAUCUACCAGAGAUGUUAUGGAAUUUCCCAAGCCUGAUAAUGUUUAGUUCAUUUCUUACUUUCAUUUGGUGGUAUGUAUUAGUUAUUUGAUGGUAUGUAAUUUGAAAACAUCAAAUAUCUGUUUGCUAGUAUGUAUUAUUGAAAUGUGACAGCAAAUGUUAUUUCUCCAAACUGUUAGUCAAUCUGAUGAAAACAAUGGCAAUUUAAUUUGAGGUGAUAUAUUCUAUAGUGUUCUGAUCUAGUCAGCUAGAGCAGUGACUUUGAGAGUCCCUGGGUAAAUGUGUCAGACAUCCAGUAUUGUUUGUUCAUUAGGGAGUGUGGUCCAAAUUAUUACCACUGUAUUAUCAACUUAUGUUGGUCUGGUGUUAGUCAAUGCCAGACAGAUAUAAAAAAAAAGUCAAUAAACAUCUGAAUAGUUCAUACUAUUGGAAUAUAAAAAGUCAAUAAACAUCGGAAUAGUUCAUACUAUUGGAAUAUAAAAAGUCAAUAAACAUCGGAAUAGUUCAUACUACAGUGUCAACAGAUUCACGUAUUUCUGUGAUUUACAUUUAUAUUAAAGUGUGGUUUAAUGAAACAUGUUUAUCUGGUCUGACCCUAAAGACAACUGACAAUGAAAAAAACUGACAAUGGGAAAAAAAAUCAAGUUCGAAGUGUUUUCACUGAUAAUUAUUGUUCUACAAGUAUAUAUUUGGAAGCCAUAGUGUUCAUAUUAAGAGUACAAAACUUUGUCCAGAUUCAGUCCCAAAAAUGUAGUUUGGUUGAACUUUUAUUUAAAUGCUUAAACCUCAAAUUUUCGGUAACCUGCCCUAGGGACAAGUGAGCUUAUGCCUUGGUGCUUUAUCCAUCCCUCCAGUCAUUAUUAUUUCUUUUCUUGGGGUCAAAUCAGCAGAAAUAUUCAAUUCUUUUCUUUGUUUUGAGUUUCGUAACCAUGUCAUAAAUCAACUUCAAAAUUCAAAUGAAUUUAAAGAAUCGUCUAACAAAACCUUCACUUCAUAUAACCUGGGAAACAGGUUGAUGAUACAGGCCCAUUUGGCCUCUUGUAGAAGUUUUCUUUUGAGAAUUAUUAUCUUUCUGAUGAAUCUAUUAAAACCAUUGAUAAAGAUGGGACAUUAAGAUCCUCACAAUUUAUUGGAGAACUGCAAUGACAAAGAGUGAAUUAAGCAAAGCAUGCCUAAAUGUUGUUGAUGUCAUUGUUAGUUGCAUCGUUUCAUAUUAAGAUGUCACAAUCAAUAUGAAAUGUAUACAUUUUUGGAUUUUGUUAUGUCAGUCCUGCAGUAAAUGAAAGAAAAAUUUGAUUGUUUAUGGAGUUAUUAAUGUAAUUGUUAUUUGUAACAUUUUAGUUUCCUUUGUUUUGUGAGAUGUUACAUACUGCAAUAUAAAAUUAAAGUUAAUAAAAUAUUUUGUUUUGUGUAAU